This is a messenger RNA of Cydia pomonella (codling moth), 5215 nucleotides long. Its product is annotated as mitochondrial genome maintenance exonuclease 1-like. Gene Ontology annotation, molecular function: single-stranded DNA exodeoxyribonuclease activity. The coding region runs from base 121 to 1329 and encodes 402 amino acids. The record is from RefSeq and is a predicted model, not a curated record. NCBI's taxonomy places the organism in Eukaryota, Metazoa, Arthropoda, Insecta, Lepidoptera, Tortricidae. The transcript is spliced from 5 exons. Gene Ontology annotation, cellular component: mitochondrion. Gene Ontology annotation, biological process: mitochondrial DNA replication.
GCCUGCAAUUCUACGCAUUUACCAACUGUUCUAGAUUUCUAGUGAUCUAUACUGACGUCCUGAUUUUAUAAUAAUACUUCUUAAAGCGAAAAAUAAAGGCAGAAUAUAUCUUUCUUCGAAAUGUUACGACCUAUAUCGGCCAUUGGCCGAAGGAUUUCUUUAUCGAGUAGUUCGAAGGACUCGAUCAGGACUAAAGUGGUUCAUCCCGCUUCUCUCUUGAAACCGGCAGAAAAGAUUAAGCUGUACAAUAAAGAGAACAAAGACCUGUUCGGCCCGUUAUUGGAGACAAACAAGCAGAGGAAACAAAAAUUACGGAAGUCUGCUAAAAAUAGCAAACUCACGGAUCAAAACAACAGAGCGUCGGCGCCUAACGAAAGUGCAGUGAAAUUCGACAGUAGUGCUAAGAAAAAUGAUAUAACCUGCCUCAAAUACAAUCCUGUUUUGCCAGUGGACAUUUUUAAAAGAAAAAUGUGGCAGAAUACAAGGACUUGUGUUAACUUUGUGGGUGUGCUGUUAAAUAAUGCUAGUGUGAGAGGUUUGAAGACUUCAGCAGCUGUCAGUGCUGCUAGAAGCACAGCAGCAGAGCAGGGUUAUGUGUCAGAGGACAAGAUUCUUCAGAUCAAGCCGUACCGGAAUGAUUAUGCCCAGCAAUAUCCAUCGGUGACUCUGAUUCUAAAUAAAACAAUGACGAAUGAAUCUAGGGCAGCAUUAGAAAAGUGGAAACAGGAAAGAAUUGCUGAAAUGGGACAAGAGGAGUUUGAUCGAUUCUAUCAAGCUCAAUUGGCUCUGGGCUCGAAAUUCCACAGCACACUCAAAGACUACUUCACUCAGCCGAAAUCUCAGCUCCGCAUAGAGAAAGAUGUGGAGCCAGUCUGGAACUCGGUAGCUGAGGUGUUGAAGCACAUAUCCUCUCCGAAAGCCAUAGAGUCCAACGUAGUACACCCAGUUUUAAAAUAUAGAGGGAUAUUUGACGCUAUUGCCUAUUAUGACGACAAGCCAACCCUAAUUGAAUGGAAGAAAUCUGAUAAGCAACGCAAAUCCAUAGCCACGACUUACGACAACCCAGUGCAGCUAGCAGCCUACUUCGGAGCAGUGUGCAACGAUCUGAACUACAAGCAUUUGAAUGUCCGGGAUGCUCUUCUAGUCAUCGCCUACACCGAUGGUUCCAAAGCGGAUUACUACCAUCUCUCAAUGGACAAGCUUAGGGAACACUGGGCCCAGUGGCUGAUACGGUUGGAGACAUACAUGAAGAAACAUGGACAGGACUCUGAGAAGAUUUUGAAAGGCGGGAAGAGGUUGUUUGAGGAAGAAAUCGGGAAUCUCCAGUAAUUAUUGCGGGGAUAAAGCGGAUGGAAAAUAAAACUGAAGAAAUAAAGAAAACCAAUUCCAGCUACUUUCAAAAUUUGUGAGUCUCGGUCAUUGUAAAAUUUGUUAUGAAAAAAAGACUGUUGUUGAAGUUAUAAUGGACUUAGUCUUCCCAAAUCGAAAAUAAUUGGCUAGUACUCUUAAGAUUUUUCGGAUCUAUAAUAGUUGUUUAAUAAUUAUUGUCAUGUUAUAUAAUAUCAUGGUCAUGCCCAGAUAAAAUAUACCAUUAUUUCAGUCUAAGGAGUCUUAAGCUUGGUAUUGCAGUACUAAAAGAACAGAUACACUAGAAACUCGAUUACCCUUUAGGGAAUAUUACGCAACACUCUGCAUAGGGGGCGCCAUUAGCACAAACUGUAAACAAACCGCCUUUAUUUAUUUGUAACAAAUAAUCUGUGAAAAAUCGUCAAAAACUGUUUAUGGUAUACUAUAUAAGUUACUCUAUGGUUUGUACUAGUGCUGCCUCUGGUGGCAGAAAAUUGACGGACACUUGUUUGGAUAAACAAAGGUUUUUUUGGGCGAGAUUUAACAAAUACAACACUUUUUUAACAUAAAAACAGUAAAAAAUUUGACUUCAUAAUUAACGCUAAAAUAUAAAACACCAGAAAAAAGUUCUGAUAAUUAAAAUUAAGUGAUACUGUACAAUACAAUGCAAUACAAUAUAAAUCCUCUUUACAGUACAUAUGGUGCUACUUUCCCGCACGUGCGGGAGUGAGCACUUUCCGUGCAUAUGUCCAAACUUUAAAGAGCCAUAUAUACUGUAAAACAUACGAUACAUGUGCGAAUAGGUAAUUCGCAACUCGUGUCGAUUUCACAGACCUGCUUCGCUUAAAGACAGAUGAAGUGUGCGAAACGGAAGCCAUCACGUAUAUGAACAUCUCAUCGAGUUUUUUUUUUAUGGAGGAUAGGGAGUGCGAAAGAGGCAGACUACAAAUGAGAAAAUGUAACCAUUUUUGAGUUAGAUCUCGGCCGCAGUAUUUUGCCGUAUUUUUUAAUGUAAAAAAUAUAAAUGAAUCAGGAAGAAAACCAUAAAUAAAGUAAUGUAGUGAAGGUAGUGUCGUGUAGUGUCACAGGGCCAAACAACCCAGGCAAAUACCUACUCAUUUCACAGGUAAUAGGGUUGUUUCCAUCUACAAAACUUAGGGCAGAAAUGUAUCCCAAUAAAUUCUUUUGGAUUAUAAGAACAUGUUAAACUACUAUUAGGGGACCUGUAAUGACCAUAUUUUUGUAAAUAUUGAAUUUAAAAUAUGUUUUGGCACACGUCACGUGACCAAACUCGAAACGUCAUUGAAGAUUCUGAUGACGUCACAACUCUCGGAUUAACACUGUUACUAAUAUUUUUGAUCUCACAUAGACAAUUUGCGCACACACUUGCAUUUCAUUUUUGGUCGCACUUUUGAAGGUUGAUCCUCCGUCCUUCGGUCGUGCUUUUAUCCAUCAUCACUCGUUGCGAAUUUUUUAUUUUCAGCACUUGUAUCGUAAAUAACUAUAAUUAACCUUAAAAAACAUUAACAGAAAAAACUUUUUAACAAAAAAUAAAACCGACUUUAAUUAUUACCAAAAGCGCCAUACAUGUACCUAUAACAUUUGAAGAGUUCCCUCGAUUUCUCCAAGAUCCCAUCAUCAGACCCCGCCUUGGUGCCAACGAGACCAUCUACCCGUUCGAUUAAAAUAAAAAUUUUGAAAAUCGAUUCACGAUUCUUGGAGAUAUCGAUAUCUCACAUACAUACAAAAUAAAAACAGUCGAAUUGAGAACCUCCUCCUUUUUUGAAGUCAGUUAAAAAUAAAAGUGAGAACUCUAUCAUUUCACAUGGUUCCAUGUUAAUUUAGUACAUUUUGUUGUGUGUACCUUGUCCUUUGACCUGGUGCAGAAUCCGGGAAAACAACUAACACUGUAAAUCCAAGCAAGACUCAUUAACAAAUAAUGGUGAGAUUCAAAGUAGGUUAUAAAAGAGAAAAUAUUGUCAUAAGUCACCACCCAGCUAGCAGUCGUUUUUAUCGUUUAUCGCCGUGGAUAAGAAAUGGAUCACUCUCACACUUUCAUACUUGCCCUGGCUUCAAUCAUAUCUUAUCCACAGCGACAAGCGACAUGAAGUGUUGAAUUGUUGUAACAAUUUGUUGAUAGCACUCGGGAUUAAUAUUGUGAAAAUUGUAUUAGCUUAUUGUAAAAUUAUCAACUAUAGCGAAAUACCAAAAAAGUAGUGAUCGCCUAGUCAGUUUCGAAUACAGUUUCAAAUUCUUAGAUUUUUCAGAAUAUGAAAAAAAAUCAUAGCAUUUAUUAGCAAUAGCAUAAACUUCACUACAUCACAUCGCUACCUAAGUCACAUAAGAAUAAUCCCUUUUUUUUAAAAUGCGGGCUGUGUCUUACAGUUUAAAAUUAUUUGUUUGUGUGGUGUAAGUAUUUAUGAUAAACUAUAAAAUUGCAAAUUACAUUGUCCAUGUUGUAUUUUUGUCGUUCUUGUACUUUUUGCUCAUACUGCGGUCACGGCGGUUAAAGUGGAAAUUUACAUAAUACAGAUGUCUCAAAAGUAAAUCUGGUACCUGUAAUUGACAGGUGAUUUUUUUAACCGUUUUCCAGGCAUAGUACGAUUUAUCGACCACAUACGCGCCAUUAGAAUUUCAACUUUAGCAUUCCGAUUUAAGGUUCAAAUUAGAUUACACUUUCAGGAAAUGUUACUUGUCUUGAAAUGAAUCACCAAAGCUGGAUUAAUUUGAAUAUAUUUGGAUUUUUUGGGAAAACCUUGUAGAUUGGUGCGGCCUGGAAAAGGGUUAACAUGUACUUUUUUUUAACACAAAUAGAAUUAGAAUAGAUAUUUAAAACACGCUGGCCAUCAGUAUGAUUGUACUUUACACUUUAUUAUUUUGGUAAGGUAGAAAAUUAAUCAUAAACUGCAGGAACCAAAAUGACGCAAAAUGUAAUUCGUUUACUUUUUAUCUGAAGGCGCGUUUUUACUUAUUAAUCUGUCGUCAUAAGAAGUCGACCGUAUAUAAACACGCCCUUACCUACUGUGUGAUAAUAUAAAUAGUAUGGUAAAUCGUUUAAAAUGUGUACAACUUAAUAUUUUGACUGUCGCAAAACAAAUACAGUAACAAUAGUAAAAAUCUAUUGUUAAAUAUAUCGCUUUAUGUAAAAAAACUACUCAGAUUUUUUUAUUUUUCUUUCAUGCUGUAUAUGAUUAUUCUAUCCCUGUAUGGUAAGUUCAUAAUACGUUUAAUAACAUUAAUGCUUUAUAAACGUAGAUAUUUCAUGUUCCUUUAAUUUUAAGGUCUGACAUAUUCGAAAUAAUUUCAAUAUUGUAUGUUAUGGACUAAGCCGUUCCUCGAUAAAAAAAAACUAACCUUUUCGCUACCAUUGACUUGAUACUAUGGAAGGUAGAGGUAAGGAACGCAAUCUCCAAACGCAGAACUGAUGCAAGUGUCCAGUUGUCGGCUAUAAAUAAUAGUUCCAAAUCUCUCCCGAGUGUCGCUAGAGUAGCUAAGAACCUACGCGUUAUUGACGGAGUGAAGUGCGCUAUGAUUUGAUUUUCUUUUCAAGUAUUCUAGGUAUUGUUCCACCUAUUUAAAGUUUUUUGAUGACACUUUUUGGCAUAUGGAGAUUCCAAUCCUUACCUCUACCUUCCAUACUUGAUACAAAGUAAGUACGUGUAGGUAUGGUAUGUCAUGCUCCCGUCUCAUUAUUUUCUCGCGAUGUUUUGAUCAGCUAUCAGAUUUUGACAACGGCGCCUUCGUCGCAUUAUAAAUUAUAAGUAACAUGUGAGUAAAACUUGUAAACUCUGAAAUCAUUAUUAUAAUCCAAGUCUGAUUUAUGUUUGUAUAACUCAGUCCAUAUCUUGUAAUAAAACCAUAAAAAGUU